AUGGCGGCUUCCACGGUAGGAGGUGUCUCGGACCCCGGCACCAAUGUGCCGUUACACGUUAUGGCUUCUGUAGUAGCUGUUCCUGCAGUCGUGAGUGGCCCUCACACAGGCGCAACCACAGACGUCCAACCAGGGUGCGGGCUUUCGCCGCAGCAUGCGGCAGCAUCUCAGACCGACUACGUUUGGUCCUGGGAUCAUCGGCCGCCUCCACCAGAACCUGUGGAGGAGUCGACUCUUAGUGGUGCGCUCCCCCCGGCCGCCGCAGCGAUUCUUGCACUCACCAACCCGUCUGCAGCGGUGGCAGGUGCCGCAGCAGCGACAGGCGCAAGAGUUCCCUCCAUACCGGUUGGGAGUUUUGCUGGCUCUGAGGAAGGGACCCGGCUAUCGAACGUCCGAGCCAUGUGCCAGACUAUCGAGCUGGCUCGAGCGCUUGUCAGUGUUUACUACCAUCCCGAGCAGAAGCCACUCGUGAAAACUGCAUUUCACAGACGAGCUGACGUUGUCCGUGUUUUAGAAGAUAUUCGACAAAUGCGGGCGAUUUUGGUAGAUCCAGUUGAGAAGCUGCAGGUGCAAGAGCUAGAAGAAGCCUUACAGGUGGCGUGCAUGCGGAGCAUGGAAGAAGAGGCACACGCGGGAGGGGAAGCCGAGGCGGCGGAACGUGCACUGCGGAAGCAGCUAACUGAUGAGGAAGCAAGCGAAGGGAGCUCUUCAGCUCUGGCAGGCGCUGGCGCAUUCGUAGCAGAUGCUGCUGCAAAGCUAGGUGGCUGCAUACGGCAGGCGACAUCGGAGCUCCUAGGCGCCGACAAGAAGUCGAAAGGCGUUAAGAGACGCCUGAGCGGUGGCCUUUUGAAGUUGGCUUGGAAGGGGAUUCGCAGAGGUCGUUCGGGUCACCGCGCUCCUGUCAAAUCCAACGCAGCUCCGCCCGUGGCAACCGAAUCGUCGUCACAAGGAAGCACCUCGGUGGCACGAAGCACGCCUCCAAGGUCUGCUGGCUGCUGCCGCAGCGCCAAUGCUAUCGCCGGCGUCAAGGAGAACGCUCAAGUUCUGGAGGCAAUAGAUGAGUUGAGCGAGGACACAGGGGUGGGUGAGAUGAGCUGUCGCGCGCGCAGUGACAGGCGCGCCUGUAGGGGCAGAUCACUGUCACUCAGAACGGAACGUGCUGGCAGGCGCGGAUGGGGAGGGCGGCGUUCCCGUACGCCCGCAGGGCUGUUCGAGCGGCAGGGAGGCUCGAAGAAAAUUUGCAAGGAUGAUGUCGUAGGAACGGAGCGCACAGCGAAAUUCAGGACGCUAUCUUCGAACGGCGUCGCAGACAGCCCAGUUUUUGGGAGCCUUCAGCAUGAUCGACCUCAGGCGAGAACUGGUUCACAAUCUGUAGUAAGCCACAGACAACAUUCUGCCCCGCCGUUGCUCCCGCCGCACGCCGAGGUCCACGAGGCUGCUCACUCGCUGAGUCAAAAACCUCGGCGGUGGCGGGGCUGGACCAGGAGAUGGUCCCACUCGGAUCUGCAAAUGAGUGAUUUGAUGGAGGCGGCAGACUCUGUCUGUGAUAGUCGGUUGUUGAUAACCGCAGGGCGGCCACGCACCGAGCUGGCGUUGGGUACAGCAGCUGCUUCUUCGACAGGGACUCACACCGCCCUGUGCGCGGAGUGCGGGAAGCAUGUGCGAAAGGCGCCUCGCCGACUCUCUCGGUUCCGGAAGCUUAGGGCACGCGAUGAGCCCGGCGUCAACAAAUCGAUACUGUCCCAAAAGAUCCGCAAUUUCGAACCGUCACUACCAUCAAAUGAAGUUUGUACCAGCGCACUGGAUACACGCAGGAAAUCGAGUGUAACUAGCAUGUACAGCAGAGUCGGUAGUGCUGACAGGCCGCGCCGAUCGACUUGGAAUCCUUUCAGGGUUCACAAAAGAAGAAGCUCCGGAGCUCUGGGAGGCCAAGCUUCUUCUGGGCGCGAGGGAACGCAGAAAGAACAGGAAGGCCAAGACGCCCACCCGACCCACGUCGUUAGUGAAUUGGAGAAGAGAGUGACAAAGGGUGCAGCAGCGGUGCCGCGCACUAGCACGGUCAAGGGCUGGUUAAGGCGCGCACUUUCUGGGUCAUCGAAAAGCAAAGGUUGGAGGCCUUACGAGCACGAAGCAGAACAAGGCGGGGAGACUUCCGCACAGUUGCGACGCUCCUUUCCAACGGCGUCAGACGGAGGAGGUUCUUCGGUCCGAACUGAUAGCCUUCCAAGUCAGGUAAGCAUGACCAGCCAGAGUAUGACCGCUGAUGAGGCAGGCGGCGGGCUUCAGGGCGGUGCUGCUACCAUGAACAAGCCAGGAACUAUCAUUGAUGCGGACGUUUCCUCAUCGGGAGCUGAGCCUGCUAUUGAGCUUUGGCUUCCGCGGCACGUAUCAAGAUCUAGCUCGAGAGGACUUGAAGAAUACCAUAGUUCUCACAAGAGCGAGAGGCUGUCCCUUGCAUGCGACACUCUGGAUGACGUCCGGAGAUCUGCAUGGCACCCUGGAAGGAAUGGAGGAUUAGAAAGUGAAGCCCUCCGCUCGGAGACACGCUGCCGAAUCAGGAGAGGCUUGCCUUCGAGGUCCCCAUCGGAGAGCGAAGAAGUCGACACCAGUUUUAGUGAGACUAUUGGCGCGGGGAGCGAUCCCGACGGCCAGCAGUUGCCGCACUAA
Molecule: messenger RNA, 2667 nt
Organism: Besnoitia besnoiti
Lineage: Eukaryota; Apicomplexa; Conoidasida; Eucoccidiorida; Sarcocystidae
Exons: 2
Coding region: 1-2667 (888 amino acids)
Source: RefSeq, a predicted model, not a curated record